Molecule: messenger RNA, 408 nt
Organism: Olea europaea var. sylvestris
Lineage: Eukaryota; Viridiplantae; Streptophyta; Magnoliopsida; Lamiales; Oleaceae
Exons: 2
Coding region: 1-408 (135 amino acids)
Source: RefSeq, a predicted model, not a curated record
AUGGAGUUUAUUGAAACAUAUCCCUACAUCAUUCGGUAUAAGCAAGGUAAAGAAAACAUAGUGACAGAUGCUUUUUCGCAAAUGUGUAUCUUGAUAAAUUCAAAAAGUGCUAAAUUACUUGGCUUUGAACAUACUAAGGAGUUGUAUGAAAAUGACUUAGAUUUUUUUGAUGCUUAUAAAUCAUGUGCAAAAGGUGCUGUUGAUAAGUUCUUUAGGCUUGAAGGUUACUUGUUUAGGGAAAAUGAACUAUGCAUUUCUAAUUGUUCAAUGCGGGAAUUGUUGGUUUUACUUCAAGGGCUUUACACACCUUUAUCAACUCCUAGUGAACCACGGGUAGAUAUUUUGAUGGAUUUUGUGUUGGGUUUACUAGGACUAAGAAAAAACCAGAUUCGAUAUUUGCGGUGGUAG